GUUCAGGAGAAAAAGGCAAAAAAACAGAUGGUAUGCAUUGCUCCAAUUCACAACAUUUAGAGAAUUAAAGAGCGUCAAGAGGAAAUGGCCAGAUUUGGCAGGUAUCCGCCCUAUAAGGAAAGAAUGCUGGUAUGAAUAAUGGAGGUGGAUUUCCUCAAAUUAAUGAGGAUGGAAUGGGCAGAGUCAGAAACAAUUCUGAUUCAAAUACUACUUUAGUGUUGAAGAUACAGGGCAGACUUGAGGUCUUGAUUUCAGGUAGGUUUAGCUACCAUGAUGCAUGAGAAAGAUGAUGGUGAUGAUGAUUCACAUUGGUCUGCUGUCCAAAGACUGCCAUCAAUGAAGAGGCUAAGGACAUCACUGUUUGAUUGCAAUGAGACAGAAGAUGGUGAACAGCAGAAGGGAAAGAGGGUUGUUGAUGUAACCAAGCUCAGUGCAGUUGAAAGGAGGUUGUUCAUAGAAAGACUUAUCAAGCACAUUGAGAAUGAUAAUCUUCAGUUGUUGCAGAAACAGAAAGAGAGAACAGAUAGAGUAAAUGUGAAACUUCCUACAAUUGAGGUGAGGUAUAAUAAUCUAUGUGUGGAAGCUGAAUGUGAAGUGGUUAAAGGGAAGCCCCUACCAACACUAUGGAAUGCAACCAAAAGCUUCCUCCUUGGAAUUGCAAAGAUACCAGGAUUGGUAUCAGAGACCAAGAUUAGCAUCAUCAAAGAUGUCAGUGGUAUCAUCAAGCCUUCCAGGAUGACCCUUUUACUUGGACCGCCAGGAUGUGGGAAAACUACCUUCUUGCUAGCACUCGCAGGGAAACUAGACAAAUCUUUUAAGGUUAGCAUUGACUCUUUUAUAUUUACAUACUCUUUAUCUUCCUGUCUGGCUAUUCAAGGUCUGUUUCAUUUUCCACAGGUUGCAGGGGAGAUUUCUUACAAUGGCUUCAAAUUGGAGGAAUUUGCUCCUGGGAAAUCAUCUGCUUACAUAAGUCAGAAUGAUAUGCACAUCCCUGAGAUGACAGUGAGGGAGAUACUGGAUUUUUCUGCACGUUUUCAGGGUGUCGGUAGCAGAGCUGAAAUCAUGAAGGAAGUGAGUAGAAGAGAGAAGCUUGCAGGAAUUGUCCCUGAACCAGAUAUAGAUAUAUACAUGAAGGCAACAUCUGUAGAAGGAUUAGCGAGAAGUCUUCAAACUGACUAUGUGUUGAAGAUCAUGGGACUGGAAAUAUGUGCAGAGAUAACAGUAGGUGAUGAAAUGAGAAGAGGCAUCUCUGGAGGUCAGAAGAAAAGAUUAACUACAGGUGAAAUGAUAGUAGGACCAACAAAAGUUCUUUUCAUGGAUGAUAUAUCAACUGGAUUGGAUAGCUCCACUACAUACCAGAUUGUUAAAUGGCUACAACAAAUGGCUCAUAUUAUGGAAGAUACUAUGGUGAUCUCUCUUCUCCAGCCUGCACCUGAAACCUAUGAACUGUUUGAUGACAUUAUAUUAAUGGCAAAGGGUCAGAUUGCUUACCAUGGCCCUCGCUGUGAAAUUCUAUCUUUUUUCAAAGAAUGUGGGUUUAAAUGUCCAGAAAGAAAAGGAGAAGCAGACUUUCUCCAAGAGAUUCUCUCUGAAAAGGAUCAGAAGCAGUACUGGCACUGUCCACAAGAACACUACUCAUAUGUUCCUGUCAGUGAAUUCGCCAAUAAAUUCAAAGCACAUCAUAUUGGGCAAAGGAUAAGUGAGCGAUUAUCAGAACCAAUUCAUAAGACUCAAUCUCAUAUAGAUGCUCUAUCAUUCAGUAUAUAUUCUUUGCCUAAGAAGGAGCUCUUUAAGGCAUGCAUGGCAAGAGAAUUACUUCUCAUGAAGCGGAAUUCUAUUAUCUACAUAUUUAAACUUACCCAGCUUACAAUCACUGGAAUCAUCACCAUGAGUUUUUUCAUGCGCACGAGACCAAGUUUUGAUGUCCAACAAGCAAAUUUCUAUAUGGCCUCGCUAUUUUAUGCAAUCACAUUUCUGAUGAUCAAUGGCUUGCCAGAGAUGGCCUUCACAAUUGCAAGACUUUCAGGCUUCUAUAAGCAAAGAGAUCUUCAUUUCUAUCCUGCAUGGGCUUAUGCUAUUCCAGCUUCUAUCUUAAAGAUCCCAAUAUCGUUGAUAGAGUCCUUAGUCUGGACGUCACUCACCUACUAUGUGACUGGCUACAGCCCUGAAGCGAAGAGGUUCUUUGGCCACUUCUUAACUCUUUUCCUAGUCCAUCAAAUGGCUGUGUCUCUAUCUCGUUUCAUCGGAGCAUAUUUCCAAACAUUAGUGAGCAGUGUACUUGUAGCAAGCUUAGCAUUGAUGGUAUUCACAUUAUGCGGUGGCUUCCUUCUCCCAAAAUCUUCCAUGCCAGUUUGGUUUAAAUGGGUGUUCUGGGUUUCUCCAAUUACGUACUCAGAGAUAGCACUUUCUGUGAAUGAGUUCCUUGCCCCAAGAUGGCAAAGGAGUUCAUCUGGGAAUACGACAAUUGGGAUCCAAGUACUGUCAAGCCAUGCACUGAACUACGGCUACUCCUUUUAUUGGAUUUCUGUGGGAGCAUUGAUUGGCUAUAUUAUCUUGUUCAAUGUGGCAUUCACAUUGGCUUUAACCUUCACAAGAUCUAUUGGUAAAUCUCGUGCUGUCAUCUCUCAUGACAAGCUUUCUCAGAUGAAACAAGGUGAUAAACCUGAUGGAGCUACAGUUCAAAGAGAAGACUAUCAAAGAGGAAAGAUGGUUCUACCGGUUCAACCACUCACAGUAACUUUCCAGGAUCUGCAGUAUUAUGUCGAUACUCCACCGGAACUGAGAGAACAAGGAUAUACCAGCAAAAAACUGCAACUGCUCAACAAUUUCACCGGGGCAUUUCGGCCCGGUAUUCUAUCUGCAUUGAUGGGUGUCAGUGGAGCAGGGAAAACAACUCUCUUGGAUGUUCUAUCUGGAAGGAAAACCAGCGGUACUAUAGCAGGAGAUAUAAGAAUUGGAGGUUUUCCAAAGACACAAGAGACCUUCGCUAGAAUUUCUGGUUAUUGUGAGCAGACUGACAUACAUUCUCCGCAAAUUACUGUCAAAGAAUCAGUUAUAUACUCAGCUUGGCUGCGUUUACCACAGAAAAUUGAUUCAGAGGCAAGAACUGCAUUUGUCAAUGAAGUACUCCAAACUAUUGAACUUGAUGGAAUUAAAGAUGAACUAGUGGGAGUCCCCGGAGAAUAUGGCUUAUCAACUGAACAGCGAAAACGAUUAACAAUUGCUGUGGAACUUGUUUCUAAUCCUUCCAUUAUAUUUAUGGAUGAACCAACUUCAGGUCUUGAUGCUAGAUCAGCUGCUGUUGUCAUGCGUGCAGUGAAGAAUAUUGCUGAAACUGGAAGAACAGUUGUAUGCACUAUCCACCAACCCAGCAUUCAUAUAUUUGAGGCAUUUGAUGAGCUAAUUUUAAUGAAAGCAGGAGGAGAACUAAUAUAUUCUGGGCCAAUAGGUGAAAAUUCAAGUGAAGUUAUCAAAUACUUUGAGGGAAUUCCCGGAGUUCCAAAAAUCACUGACAACUACAACCCUGCAACAUGGAUGCUGGAAGUUACUUCCACAUCCAAUGAAACACAACUUGGUGUUGAUUUUGCCAAAAUCUACAGAGAAUCAACUCUGUACAAUGAAAAUGAAGAGCUAGUUAAAGAACUUAGCAAGCCACCACCAGGUUCAACAGAUUUGCAUUUCACUACUCGUUUCCCCAGAAAUAAUUGGGAGCAAUUCAAAGCUUGUUUAUGGAAACAACAUUUAUCCUACUGGAGAAGUCCAUCUUAUAACUUAGUCCGCAUACUUUUCGUGUUUAUCUCAGCGUUGAUACUUGCUGUUUUAUUCUGGAAGCAUGGCAAAGCAUUAAACACCGAGCAAGAUCUGUUCAACAUGCUUGGUUCACUUUACAUGUCAGUGAUUCUGACUGGUGUGAAUAGUUGCACAUCAGUGAUACCGUAUAUCAUCACUGAACGCACCGUUUUCUACCGGGAAAAAUUCGCAGGCAUGUACUCAACCGUGGCAUAUUCUUUAGCACAGGUCCUCAUUGAGUUUCCAUAUGUUAUCAUGCUAGCAUUGAUGUUCACAAUCAUCACAUAUCCAACAAUUGGCUUCUUCUGGUCACCUUACAAAUUCAUAUGGUUCUUCUACACCAUUUCCUGUGCAAUUCUCAGCUAUGUUUACCUUGGAAUGCUUCUUGUUUCAUUGACUCCAAAUUUUCAAAUAGCUUCCAUAUUCUCAUCCUUUCUCUUCCAAACUCUCAAUCUCUUCUCUGGCUUCCUUAUACCUGGCCCUGGGAUUCCAAAGUGGUGGAUGUGGGCUUACUACAUGAUGCCAACGUCAUGGAUAUUGAAAGGGGUUUUCACUUCACAGUAUGGAGAUAUAAAGCAGGAGGUCAAGGUGUUUGGAGAAACCAAAACAGUUGCUGCAUUCUUGGAAGACUUCUAUGGAUUUCAUCAAAAUCGUUUGACAAUGGUUGCAUUUGUUCUCAUUAGCUUUCCUGUCCUCUUUGCUUCUCUUUUUAUGUAUUUUAUUGGAAAAUUAGAUUUCCAAAAGAGGUGAAUUUAUCAACCAUGCUGACAAACUUCAUAUAAAUAAAAAUAAUAAUUAAAGGUUAAGGGUCAAAUAUAAA
This is a messenger RNA of Dioscorea cayenensis subsp. rotundata (Guinea yam), 4609 nucleotides long. RefSeq names its product pleiotropic drug resistance protein 3-like. NCBI's taxonomy places the organism in Eukaryota, Viridiplantae, Streptophyta, Magnoliopsida, Dioscoreales, Dioscoreaceae. Gene Ontology annotation, cellular component: membrane. The record is from RefSeq and is a predicted model, not a curated record. Gene Ontology annotation, molecular function: ABC-type transporter activity; ATP hydrolysis activity; ATP binding.